Messenger RNA from Anas platyrhynchos (mallard), 5157 nucleotides. It is a transcript of the gene GEMIN5, whose product is annotated as gem nuclear organelle associated protein 5. Gene Ontology annotation, biological process: spliceosomal snRNP assembly. The record is from RefSeq and is a predicted model, not a curated record. Gene Ontology annotation, cellular component: nucleus; SMN complex. Lineage: Eukaryota; Metazoa; Chordata; Aves; Anseriformes; Anatidae. Gene Ontology annotation, molecular function: mRNA 3'-UTR binding; protein binding.
CGCGACGCUUCGCGGCGCGGCGCCCGACGGCAGCGCCCCCAGCCUGAGGGGAGAGGCGGCGGCGGGGGCGAGAUGGCGGCGGGGACGGGGACGGCAGCGGGCAGGGUGCUGCCCGCCUCGCCCAACUGGUACUGCAGCCGCUGCAGCGACACCAGCGCCGACGGCCGCUUCUUCGGCUUCGCCGCCAGGCACCGCAUCUGCCUGCUGGAUGUCAGCAGCCCCGCCGCGCCCGCUUUUUACGGGGAGCUGCUCGGGCACACGGACAGGGUGGGCGCCUUCGCCUUCUGCCGGCACCCCGCGCACGGCGGCCUCUGCGCCAGCGGCUCCGACGAUGGCAGCGUGCAGCUGUGGGACGCCGACAGCCUGGGCCCGCUGGCGGAGCACGACCUGCACCAGAAUGCAGUUUCAGCGUUGCACUGGUCACCCCUUGUGAAAGAUUUGGUUGUAUCCGGUGAUGAAAAAGGGAUAAUUGUUUGUUACUGGCAUAGCAGAAGCGACAGCCAGCAAUUCUUCCCAGAGCCUCGGACAAUUUUUUGUCUCACUUGUUCUCCUCAUAAUGAAAACCUCGUGGCUGUUGGCUACAAGGAUGGCAUGGUGAUUGUAAUUGACAUCAGCAGGAAAAAAGAAAUUCUUCAUAGGCUAAGAGGUCAUGACGAUGAAAUACAUUGUCUGGCCUGGUGCCCUGUGCCAGGUGAAGAAAGGUUACCUGCUUGGCAAGAUGAAGUCCAAGAAGCAGGUGAAGUUCCAAAUGGGGAGCUGAGUCAAGAUGCAACCACGAAGAAAGGUUGUUACCUGGCUUCAGGAAGCAAAGAUCAGACCAUACGAAUAUGGAGCUGUACUAGAGGCAGAAGUGUUAUGACUUUGAAGUUGCCACCCACAAAGAGAAGAGGUGGAGCUAUUGAUCCUGCUGUCAAAGAGCGUAUUUGGCUGACUGUUCAUUGGCCUUCUGGUCGUUCCACAGAAAUUGUAUCCAGCUCCUUUGGAGGAGAACUGCUGCUCUGGGAUUUGACCCAACCUGGAAAACGCAAGUGGACACUUUUAGGAUCUUCAGAAGGACAAAAUCAUUCCCGUAUUGUGUUCAAUCUGUGUUCCGUGAAGCAUCAAGACAAAGAGCUACUUUUUUCCAUUUCAAUGGAUAGAGAUGUGAAGUGCUGGGACCUAUCAACUCUUGAUUGUAGCUGGACAAUGCCCUCGCUUGGGGGAUUUGUCUAUAGUCUUGCCUUCUCCCCUGUGGACCCAGGCUGCCUUGCCAUUGGUGUUGGGGACAGCAUGAUCCGUGUCUGGAAUACUUUGUCCAUGAGCAAUAUCUAUGACGUUAAAACCUUCUGGCAAAGCAUAAAAUCCAAGGUUACAGCAUUAUCGUGGCAUCCAACUAAGGAAGGUUGCUUGGCUUUUGGAACAGAUGAUGGAAAAGUUGGCAUAUUUGACACCUUUUCCAGCAGUGCAAAGAACAAGCCGCCUCAGAUCUCCAGUACUUACCACAAGAAGACUGUGUACACACUAGCCUGGGGGCCUCCAACUCCACCUCUGUCUUCUGGAGAAGGUGAACAACCCUCUGUAACUUUAUAUAGCUGUGCUGGAGAAGGUAUUGUUUUUCAACACAACCCUUGGAAGCUUAGUGGGGAGGCAAAUGACAUCAACAAGGUCAUCAGAGACACUAAUUCAAUCAAACACAAACUGCCUGCACGUACAGAGAUUAGCUGGAAACCAGAUGGAAAACUCUUGGCUCUUGGCAAUGAAGAUGGGUCAAUUGAAAUAUUUCAGGCUCCAAGCUUGAAGCUGCUCUGCACUAUCCAGCAGCAUCAUAAACUGAUUAACGCUAUUCGAUGGCAUCACGAGCAUGGGAGCCAGCCAGAGCUGAGUUACUUGAUAGCUUCAGGCUCAGUCAAUGCCACUAUUUAUGUGCAUAAUCUGAAGAGUGUCGUAGAGAACACUUCAGAAAGUCCUUUGACAAUAACAGAGCCUUUUCGAACUCUGUCGGGGCACACAGCUAAAAUCACAAGUCUUUCGUGGAGUCCCCACCAUGAGGGCAGACUGGUAUCAGCUUGUUAUGAUGGCACUGCACAGGUAUGGGAUGUUAUGAAGGAAGAGCCACUCUGCAACUAUCGAGGUCACCAGGGCCGGCUACUGUGUGUGCAGUGGUCACCAGUGGAUUCAGAUUCUGUUUAUACUGGAGCUGAUGACUUUUAUGUUCACAAGUGGUACAUCUCAAAGCAGGAACAUACACGGCCACCUCAGGGCAAAAAAAGUAUAGAAUUAGAGAAAAAAAGAAGUAUCCAACCAAAAGUCAAAGCCAAGAAGAAGAAAAAGCCUAUAGGAAAGAGUCCAGCCAAACAGGAUCUAAGUGAUGUCGCGAAUGGAGAUGAGAGCGUGAAGGAUGUAUUGCUAGAGGAAAAUGGAGUGUCAGACCAUGAAGGAGAAAAAGAAGCUCGGGAGAUGGAGUUGCCUGAUAAAGUUUCCACACCUGCAUCCAAGGAUGUAUCUUCAUCUGCAUCUGAAUCUCCAUUCAGUUUGUCAAAGCCUUUUGUUACCCAGAAAGCCAUUCCCGUGAAAAAAGAUCCACCUAAAGAGAAACCAAUUUUUGAUGCCUCUCUGAAGAAGAAGAAGCCUCGCUCUAUUCUACCCUUCACCACAUCCAUGGAUCACAGAUCAAAAGAUGAAUUGCAUCAGGACUGCUUGAGGCUGGCUACAUGUCUGAAAACCAAAGAUCAUAAUGAAGAAGUGUCCCCUGACCUCGGGGAUCGUAUCCACCUGGGGCUCUUCGCAGACAGAGCUUCUCUGCACAACAUGAUUGAUGUGGAAGGAAAAUAUCACUUGGAGAAUGGACAUCCUGAGCUCUAUCAGCAGCUCAUGUUGUGGAAAGGAGAUAUGAAGGGCGUCCUCCAGGCAGCUGCUGAGAGGGGAGAGCUGACAGACCAGCUGGUAGCAAUCUCGCCUAUGGUUGGAUAUCAGGCUUGGGUUUGGACAGUAGAAGCCUUUGCAAAGCAGCUGUGCUUUCAGGAGCAAUAUGUGAAAGCUGCCUCCCAUCUCCUGUCCAUCCAUAAAGUAUAUGAGGCUGUUGAGCUCCUGAAAGUGAAUCAUUUUUACAGGGAAGCAAUUGUAAUUGCUAAGGCCAGGUUGCGUCCAGAAGAUCCAAUUCUGAAGGAUCUCUACACCAGUUGGGCAGCUCUGUUAGAGAAAGAUGGUCAUUAUUCCAUGGCUGCCAAAUGUUAUUUGGGAGCUUCCUCACCCUAUGAUGCAGUUAAGGUGUUGGCAAAAAAGGGGGAUGUGACAUCCCUUAAAGCUGCUGCUGAGCUUGCUCUGAUAUCUGGAGAGGAGGAAUUGUCGGCAAGUUUGUCUUUCAGAUGUGCCCAAGAGCUGCUGUUAUCCAGAAACUGGGUUGGAGCUCAGGAGGUCCUUCAACAACAGAAAACAUUAUUUGGGCAAAGACUUGUUUUCUGCCUCAACGAACUGCUUUGCAAGUGCCUUAGUGAAAGAAAUCCCUGUAACCGAAAGAGCCCUGUGCCUCCCUGUUACCACAGCUGGGAGCUGAACAGAGACGCUUCAUUUUUUGACAUGGUGAUAGAAGUGUGGCAGAAGGAGCUGGGCAUGAACACCACUGAAAAAGCCACAUGUGCACAGGAGCAGCUACGGAGUAUUGAGCAUCCUCCUUCUACCAGCAACACCCACCCAAAGCAGGUGCUUUUCCAUAUCUCCCAUGACCUGACCCUUGCAGCACUGAGCUAUCAGGCUGCUGCUUGGAAUGAAGCAGUGAAAAGUAUUCUUGGUGCUGUGACCCGCAGCUACGAUGCUGGCAAUUUUAUUUUGAUGCAAGAGCUUUGCAGUAUCUUCCUUCCUGAAGGUUGUGAGAACCUGAGAGACAAACUGGACAGCACAAAUUCUCAAAGCAUGGCUGCUUGCAGAAGUUUAGAGGGCUUCGCAGCUUAUGGACUGCUGUAUGACCUGUGGUGGAAUCCACCCAAAGAUUCCACCGUCUUGCAGAAGACUGGUUUGGAUCCUGUGCUGUGUCCCAGUGAGCAGCCAGCUCUUGAGCAGAGUUCCGUAUCAGGUCCCUCCUCUCCUGAAGAUACUCCUGAUCAAACUGCAACUAAGAUGGAUGAAAAUCUCAGCAGUACAACUGAAUUUCAGAGAUGUGAGCCAGAAAGUGACUCGAGAACUAGCUCAGUCGAUUUGGUAGACAGACAGUCAAAACUGAAUGGCUGCAAAGUGCUUCUUUCAGAAGCGACUGCUGCUUUACAGAACACGCAGAGAGAUAUAGCUGAGGUCCAGCAGAUUUUAGCAGACAUGAUACACCAGCAUCAGCAGCAGAGGAACAAUCUCCAGGAAAGCACAAAUGGAAGCAUCCAGGAAGGCAACGUGCCGCAGAGUUCAGAGAAUGAAUCAGAUAAACCAAGCUCUGACAAGAGCCAGAUAAACGGUAAAGAUGAAGUAAAGGAAACGAUUACCCUCCCUGAGCUAACGAAGCGACUUCUAGAAGCAAAGCAGAAACUAGCAGAAUUUCCAGACAGUUUAAAGUUCUAUCCCUUCCCUGAUGUGCUGGAGUGUUGCCUUGUACUCCUUCACAUGGGAUCCCAGUGUCCUCCUGAACUCCGUGAACAGGCAUUGGAUCUCCUCCGUAAACACGGUAGUGCUAACGUUUACAAGAAGGCUGGUGGGAAGUUCUUGACAUGACGUUUUGAGACCAGGCACAGCUCCUCAGAGCUAUCCUCAAUUGCUUAACACCAAUUAACACCGCCAAGGCUGUUCUUCCUUCAACUGAAGGUUUGUUUCUAUGGAUGUGGUUACUGAUGACUACGGUUUUGGAAAAAAAUACGAAAAAAUCAGGUUUAUAUACAGACACUCAUGGUCAUCGACUACUACUAAAGAGACUGUUAGAGAACUGAAAAGCAGUAGACUGUGGCCUUGAAACAGUAGAGGAUUUUUGUAUUAUCUUUUUUUAUUUGUUGAAAGUUAAGCCAAGGAAAGCUCUUGGAAUUUAUGUUUAAGAGAAACAGUUUUGAGCAGCUAUAUCAGUCUUUCAGCAGAGGAAGAAUAGGAGCCACCCUCCAGAAAAAAAUAAUGGUUCCUUUAGGUAGUCUGACCCUCCAACCAGUAUUGUUCUUAGGAGCAUUGUGAAUUAUUUUCCCUCCUCUAAAUAAAGUCUUCUACAAGCAGGAA